Molecule: messenger RNA, 2878 nt
Organism: Cuscuta epithymum
Lineage: Eukaryota; Viridiplantae; Streptophyta; Magnoliopsida; Solanales; Convolvulaceae
Source: the annotation of a GenBank genome assembly
UGGGCCGUAUGUACUUAAAAUUUCACACUUUUGCAAUUAAAAUUUAAAAACACAUCCAUUCAAAAUCCCUAAUCUAAAAAAAACUACGUAUCUUAUGUUAGCCAACAGCAACACAAGGAUGUCCCUCCGGCGAUUCACUCGGUUCUCUCAAAUCUGCCUUGGAUUUAUUUGAGAGCAAUAGUAGAGGACCUCUCACUCAAGAUACAAUGUCCAUGUAUAAUUUUGUCACCGUUACAAGACCACGUCGUGAUGUAAUUCAUAAUGAAGCUAGUGGGUCUCAUACUUUUAAACAACCUCGGAUUGGGGGGUCGUGUAAGCGAUACGACUUGCUUCGUGAAACACAUGCAGCUAAAGUUAAAGAGGGAAUUGAAAAGGGUGAAAUUCAGACAGGGCGAGGCAUGAACCUAGGAAUUGGUUUGAAGCGAAGUGGUGAAACUCGUUGGGGUUCACAUUAUGGCAGUCUGAUUAGUUUAGUUCAAAUGUAUUCCUCGGUGAUUGAUGUUCUUGAAGUUAUCAAAGAAGAUGGGGUGACUUCAGAUCAAAAGGGUGAGGCUAUGCGACAUUUAGACUCUAUACAAACUUUUGAUUUUGCAUUCUUUUUGCAUUUGAUGAAGACUGUCUUGGGAAUUACGAAUGAACUAUCUCAAGCAUUGCAAAGAAAGGAUCAAGAUAUCCUUAAUGCGAUGCAAUUGGUAUCUAUUGCGAAGGAACGCUUGCAAGAUAUGAGAGAUAAUGGAUGGGAUCCAUUAUUAGAGGAAGUGUAUGUGUUUUGCAGAGUUCAUGAUCUUGACAUUCCUAAUAUGGAAGACAAAUUUAUACCAAAAGGCAGGUCGCGACGCAAAGCUAAGGAUAUCAAAUAUUGGGAGCAUUAUCGGUAUGACUUGUUUUAUACAAUUGUGGAUAUGCAACUUCAAGAGCUUAAUUACCGUUUUAGUGAGUCCAACACUAAGUUGCUUCUUUGUUUGAGGUGUUUGAGUCCAUACAAGUCCUUUGAAGCAUUUGACAAGCUCAAGUUGAUUGAAUUUGCUACAUUUUACUCAAGUGAUUUCUCGAGCAUGGAGUUGGUAGUUCUUGAAAAUCAGUUGGAGACUUAUAUUAUUGAUAUGCAAAGUAAUGAUGAAUUUUCAGAGUUGAAAGGAAUUGCUUGCCUCGCAGAGAUGUUGGUGAAGACGGGGAAACAUCGUGUUUAUCAGUUAGUUUAUUUGCUUCUGAAGUUAGCACUGACAUUACCUGUUGCUACAGCCAAGGUUGAAAGAGCUUUUUCUGCGAUGAAAAUUGUGAAAACCGAGUUGCGAAAUCGGAUGGGAGAUGAUUGGAUGAAUGAUUGUUUAGUUCCUUAUAUAGAAAGUGAUGUGUUUGAUGGCAUUGACGAUGAGUUAAUUAUUCAACACUUUCAAAAUAUGCAAGCACGUCGAGGACAACUAUAGAGGUAUCGCCUGAUUGUGGAUCGAACCGGAGAGGAUCGUCAGGUCAUCAACCGAACUGGACAGGGGCCGUUAGGUCGUGGAACAGACCAGACAGGGACCAUCAGGUCAUGGACCAGACAGGGGCCGUCGGGUCAUGGACUGGACCGGGACAACCGGGUCAUCGACUGGACCGGACCAGGAUUGCUCAGCCGUCGACCGGAUUGGACAGGGCCCGCCGGGUCAUUGACCGGACUAGUUAGGGAUCGUCGGGUCAUUGACCGAACUAGAUUGGAACUGACACCGGAGUGGCGGAGUGGGACCGGAUCCGCCACUAGGCAUAAGUAUGCAAAUUCAUUGCAGCGGUACUGCAGCAUCCGAUCCGUGUUUUUCUAAAUUUGGAAAACUAGUAAAAGUCACUUCUCCUAUUCAAUAAGAAAAAUAGAGACAUAUCUCAUGUUUUUUGUUUUGGAAAACGAUUUGGUAAACAUGUUUUUUGUUUUCCUUUUUUCAUUUUUCUCAAAAUCUGAAAAAUAUCUAUGUUAGUAAAGAUGUCCUUACUUUUCCAACAAUGGACAAAUCUGUUCUAGGGAAAUAGUAAUUGAUUUGAGUUUGAUUAACAAAUGCAUACGUUAAAAGUAGUGCUUAAAAGGUGUUUUUGCAACAAUACGUGAGCAAUAUGGAAAAUGCAUUCCAAACGUUUGUUGAUUUCUUUGUUGCCAUAAACCUGAUGUGUAUAUGCCUCGAUCACUAAUUAACCUCAAUUGGUUCUUGAUUUUUUUAUGUUGCUGGUCUCUGGUCUGUUUAACAACAUCUUUGUUUCUUAAAACUCGAACCCUGCAAAAAAAAAGAAUUACUACUUGUUUUAGAAUGUGUCAUGCGUCAUGUGUGGUUAAUGUUUUGAAGAAUGUAACAAAGAAUAUAAUAAUUGAUCUGUUGAUUUAAUGCUCAUCAAAACUAUGUGUAAGAAAGUAUAAACAUGCCACUUGCUCUGAACAUUUAUUCUGGAGAUCAGAUUGAAGUAUUUCAUACGGAGUACGUAGCAGUGAUUUAUACUGGUAAAAAAGUAAUUGUGUUGAUCUGUUGAUUUAAUGCUCAUCAAAACUAUGCUCCUUAUAAUAAUGUCAAUGUUCUUUAAAUCUGUCUAGUGCUACAGUUCACUGCAUGACAAAAACAGAUAUUAGAGGGAUUCCAGAGGAACUCAAUAUUUUGUAGUGCGAAAAAGAAGAAGUUACUGGGCAUUCGUGAAGGAAGUUUUGCGAGUUGCUGAAGGAAGUUACCGGAACAGUUUUCAUCUCUCAAUUACGAAUAUCAUGUGUUGUACACGUGUUAACAGAAUAAUUUUUAUUAACCGUACCAAUUGAUCGAUGCCAUAAUUACUUAUGUGGGUGCCGGGUGCCCAAUUAAUUCUAGGCGGGAACAAUUUUGUUCUCACGAUUCGCUUUAUAUAUAUACUAGUUUUUUACAUGCGUAAA